Messenger RNA from Aspergillus calidoustus, 1071 nucleotides. The record is from the annotation of a GenBank genome assembly. NCBI's taxonomy places the organism in Eukaryota, Fungi, Ascomycota, Eurotiomycetes, Eurotiales, Aspergillaceae.
AUGUCUCAACCCAGUACAACAGCCGAUCCCCCCCGUACUGACGGCUUCCUCAUCGAGUACGCCUUUCUACCACGCUUCCCCUAUCCACGAGAUGCCUCUGAUUUGCCAGCCUGGCAGGAGAUGGUCCGCAGCCAAGUCUCUGACGACGAAUAUCUGGUUUCCAAGCGCAUAUACGAAGAGCUCACCGUUCCCUUAUCCUGGCCGGUCCCUCCCCGCCACGUAUACCGUGUUCUUGCCGCCUUCCGCAGAAAGGCACACAAGGAUGCUCGCGUGGCAGGCUUCACGGCUGAGCUCGUACAAUUUCACGGGUAUGUGGGGCAGAUAAUAUUGGAACUGAGGGCGGCCGAGUAUGAUUAUUUGAAAGAUGAAGAAACCGUGAGGGAAUUGGAGAUGGAGUCUUUAGGGUUUCCAAGUCGGAUUCGCGCGGGUGAGGAGGGGAAUGUUGUGGCCGAUGACGAAAGCGAGGGCGAGGACACUAUCCAUGAGCGUUUCGGGUGCUAUGAUUGGGACGAUUAUGGCAAACCCGUAUACUGUUCAUUAAUGGACCGCUUGGGGUUGAGAGACGAUGAAGACACCGACGGCAGUGAUAUGGACAGCAAUAUGAACCGCAAUAUGGACACCGAUAUGGAAAGCGAUGUUGAGGGCAAUAUUGAGAGUGACAUGGAAAACGAUGCCCCAGCGGCUAAGAGGAGGCGGAUAGAAGGGGACUGCUCCAUUUGCUUUAGCCCUCUCAAGGCGGAUCGCACGCCUGAGCAAGUUGACUUUUGCGUGCUAAUGUGGGAGACAUGCUGGCUCGGCCGUGAGAAUGCAGAUAGCAACGAGAACGAGCAGAGUCAAGAGGGCCAUGACGAAGACGAAGAUCACGGCAAAGAGCCCAGCCAAGUGGCCGAAGGCGAAGACGAAGGCGACAAUGACAAUGACGGCUACGAUGACAACGACGACGGGUUAGUCUGGUGUCGUGCUUCCUGCGGUAUCAACUACCACUUUGAUUGCUUCAGGAGAUGGGUUCCUCAAUUUGAAUUCAGGCGCCAUGUCACUUAUCCUUCAUGUCGAAGACGCUGGUCUGAUUGA